Molecule: messenger RNA, 1145 nt
Organism: Perca fluviatilis (European perch)
Lineage: Eukaryota; Metazoa; Chordata; Actinopteri; Perciformes; Percidae
Product: zinc finger protein 239-like
Exons: 3
Coding region: 355-990 (211 amino acids)
Biological process (GO): regulation of transcription by RNA polymerase II
Molecular function (GO): RNA polymerase II cis-regulatory region sequence-specific DNA binding; DNA-binding transcription factor activity
Source: RefSeq, a predicted model, not a curated record
UGUACGUCGGGGGCUGUCCCGGGGUGAAAACUAAACAGAAAAAGGCGGGGAUAGUUUCUUUGUGUAGGCAGCAACGUGAAGAAAACAAACGUACCCGGGAACACGGUGCAGCGCGAGGAGACGGAACGAGGUCGGCACAUGAAGUUAGCAGACAGUUAGCAUGGACUCUACAGGACAAUAUUCCUAACCUGGAGGAAUUCUUUCCAUCUGUGGACACUUCCGGACUACAGGAAUAUUAAUAAGACAGGAAAGGACGGGGACUGGAGGUUUAGGACAGACUCCAGCUCAUCUGUGGGACGAGACCCUUCUGACUUCAGGACGUCCGUCUGAAUUAGUUCCCCCUGAAGAACAAGAAUGAGUUCUCCACAAAAGAAACGGAGAGGAGGAGAGGGACCCAAACGUCAACACUGUCACCACUGUGAAAAAUCCUUCACAACAUCUGGAUCUUUAAAGAUUCAUCAGAGAGUUCACACUGGAGAGAAUCUACACAGCUGUGAUCAAUGUGGGGCAGCUUUCACACAACCGAGUGGCCUAAAACGACAUCAACGCAUUCAUACUGGAGAGAAGCCGUACAGCUGUGAUCAAUGUGGGGCAGCUUUCAAAACUCAGAGCCCCCUAAAAAACCAUCAACGCAUUCACACUGGAGAGAAUCUACACAGCUGUGAUCAAUGUGGGGCAGCUUUCGCACAACAGAGUCACCUAAAACGACAUCAACACAUUCACACUGGAGAGAAGACGUACAGCUGUGAUCAAUGUGCGAAAACUUUUUCUCUGAGUGGUCACCUUAAAAGUCACCGACGUGUUCACACUGGAGAGAAGCCGUACUGGUGUGAUCAAUGUGGGGAAACAUUUUCUCACUGUAGUAGCCUUAAAAGACACCAGGUCAUUCACACUGGAGAUAAACCUUACAGCUGUGAUCAAUGUGGGAAAACAUUUACUGUGAGUAGUAGCCUUAAAAGACACCACCAGCGCAUUCACACUGCCUCGUAGUGAACAUGUUUCCGAGCCAAGCUGUUUCCUCCUGCCUCCUCCUCAUGCCCUGAUAGCUGUGUUGUUAUAUUCUGAUCUUCUCUCCACAUUGAAGGCUGACCAGCAGUAACUUGAUCUUCUGAACACCAUGGAUGUUAUCCUGGCUACGACUACUA